Molecule: messenger RNA, 1560 nt
Organism: Rubroshorea leprosula
Lineage: Eukaryota; Viridiplantae; Streptophyta; Magnoliopsida; Malvales; Dipterocarpaceae
Source: the annotation of a GenBank genome assembly
CUCAAGAUGAUAUUUCCUUUUCUCUCAUGAUCAUUCUAUCCAAAACAUCUUCAAUCUUCCCUCUAUGGAGUUGGGAUUCAGAGUCGGCUUUCUCUUUCUUGUUCUUGUCUUUCCAUUAUGUAUCAACAGCAGCGAUGCCCAUCAAGACUACAGUCAGUUCCUCCUCGCCAAUGGUGUUGCUCGAACUCCUCCAAUGGGUUGGAAUAGCUGGAAUCACUUUCAAUGCCAUAUAGAUGAGGGGAUUGUAAAGGCUUCUGCCGAUGCGCUUGUUUCAACUGGCUUGGCAGCCCUUGGAUACAACUAUGUAAAUAUUGAUGACUGUUGGGCGGAAGAUCAAAGAGACUGGGAGGGUAAUCUAAGGGCAAAUUCUACUUCCUUUCCUUCUGGCAUUAAGGCUCUUGCAGAUUAUGUUCAUGCAAGAGGUCUAAAACUUGGGAUAUACUCUGAUGCUGGCUAUAGAACCUGCAGUAAAAGAAUGCCUGGUUCCCUUGGGCAUGAAGAUCAAGAUGCAAGAACCUUUGCUGAAUGGGGGGUUGAUUACUUAAAGUAUGACAAUUGCUACCAUGAUGGUUCCAAACCUCAAAACAGAUAUGCUAAGAUGAGUGAGGCAUUGCUUAAUGUCAACCGACCAAUCUUGUACUCUAUAUGUGAAUGGGGAGAAGAGAAUCCAGCAACAUGGGCUGGCUUGUAUGGGAAUGCCUGGAGAACCACAGGAGACAUUAAUGGUACAUGGGCAAGUCUAAUAUCAAUUGCAGAUGCAAACGAUAUAUGGGGAAGGUAUGCAGGACCUGGCAGGUGGAAUGAUCCUGACAUGCUGGAAGUUGGAAAUGGAGGGAUGAACCUUGAGGAAAACCGGUCUCAUUUUAGUAUUUGGGCUCUAAUGAAAGCUCCCUUGCUUAUUGGAUGUGAUAUUCGAUCUGCAAGCAGAGAGACUCUGAAGAUCCUUGGAAACAAAGAAGUAAUAGAUGUUAACCAGGAUUCACUGGGAGUUCAAGGGAGGAAGAUAAGAUCAAAGGCCGCCCUAGAGGUCUGGGCAGGACCUUUAUCUGGGGGAAGGGUGGUAGUAGUGUUGUGGAACAGAAGCCAGUCUAAAGCACCUAUAUCUGUAGGAUGGAGAGAAAUUGGACUCUCCCCUUCUAACCCUGUCAUUGUUAGAGAUCUCUGGAUGAACUCAACUGUUUCACAGAAUAAGCGCUACCGGCUCACAGCAAAUGUUGCUCCUCAUGCCUGCAAGAUGUAUGUCCUGACCCCAAUAAGAGGUUGAAACUAUAGCAGGUUUGAAUUCAACAAUAUCCAUGCACUAUUUUUGAAGAACAACUAUGCAAUAACUGAAACUUGGCAUGUCACGAUCCCUCCUUUUCUCUUUUAUUCUAUCUAAAGGGAUGAAAUUGAAAAUGCUCUGUCUGUAUGUGACGCUGAAGAGAACAUGAAAUGUUCACGGGCAUCCCGGCCCACCUGUUCCAACCUAAAAAGACAACUGAGGUGGUGCCAUUAUGUAGAUGUUGGGAGCCUUUUUAUCAUUGUUUAUGACUUUGUGCACCCCUUAAAUCUGGAUUGAAU